AUGGCCGAGACAGAUGCCCCCGGCUCAAGUACUACUGCUCUCGCUGUCGGACGGAGGGUCACGCUAAUGCAGAAUGCGGAAUCCCACGACAGGACGGGGCCAGAGUUCCUAGCGGCCGCAGGCACCGGGCAGGCAGUUAUGGAAGUGGACGCCGGGGAAAUAACGACUGCCAUACCUGUGGAAAACCCGGACACUUCAGUUUCGCAUGACCCCUUAACAAAGGAAAGCCGCCUGAGUCGACACCAAGCCGCCGGGAGUGGCGUGGCGUCGAAACCGCCCUGGGACCAGGAAACCCAUGGUUACGCCCACAACAACAACCAAGACUAUGAUGCCGCCAUUACGCGGGACUUUGGCAGCUCCAAGAGCCCGUGA
Aphanomyces astaci is the source of this 372-nucleotide messenger RNA. RefSeq lists its product as hypothetical. NCBI's taxonomy places the organism in Eukaryota, Oomycota, Saprolegniomycetes, Saprolegniales, Verrucalvaceae. Bases 1 to 372 code for a protein of 123 amino acids. The transcript is spliced from 3 exons. The record is from RefSeq and is a predicted model, not a curated record.